AUGUGGGGUGGUGGUAAUCCGUAUGGAUAUGGGACUACGCAAGGCUUUUUUGGACAAGAUUUCUCCGGUCAAGGUUUUCCUGGAGGUUUCAAUCAAGCUGGUGCAUAUGGAGGAAACUUUGGUAGUCAAUUCGAUUUCGGUCAAUCAGGCUAUGGUGGCUCUGGCGGUUAUGGUGGCUAUGGCGGUUAUGGCGGCUAUGGUGGCGGUGUGCCUUUUGGUGGUGGUACGAUACCGCCUGCUUACGGAUCAAAUAUGAUGCACAUUCCUAGUCCUCCAGGUGGUAUCAAUAGUUUAGGUCCAGAAUGGAUUCGUUAUGGUUUUUAG
Didymodactylos carnosus is the source of this 324-nucleotide messenger RNA. Lineage: Eukaryota; Metazoa; Rotifera; Eurotatoria; Philodinida; Philodinidae. The record is from the annotation of a GenBank genome assembly.